Molecule: messenger RNA, 3470 nt
Organism: Pocillopora meandrina
Lineage: Eukaryota; Metazoa; Cnidaria; Anthozoa; Scleractinia; Pocilloporidae
Source: the annotation of a GenBank genome assembly
AUGCAUACACGGAGAAGUGUCUUGUAUGUUCCGCAAACGGCUAGGGUAUUCUCUGGAACCAUACGAGACAAAAUUUUGUUUGGUCUGUCAUACGAGGAGCAAAAGUACACCAGAGUUAUUGAAGCUUGCUCUCUAGCUGACGACAUCCAGCAGUUUCCUAGCACCGAUCAAACAGGCGUCGGCGAGCGCGGUGUUGUUCUGAGCGGAGGCCAGCGGGCUAGGGUAAGUUUAGCACUUGCAGUGAACGCUGAUGCAGAUCUGUACGUUUUGGAUGAUCCUCUGAGUGCCGUAGACUUCAAAAUUGGACAACACAUAUUUGAAAAAUGUGUCAAAGAACUACUAGGAAAUAAAACUCGGAUGAUGGCCUCUCAUCACAAGGACCACAUGAAAGAUGCCGAUGAAGUGAUUGUGUUAUAUAAGGGCCGUGUGCUGGAAAAGGGAGGUAUCCUUGAGUUACAAGACAAAGGAAUCCUUAAUAACACUAUUGACCCGCCCCGCAAGAAGAUUUCGAAAGGAAGUUUAGGAGAGGAAUUUGCGAGAGAGAAAGAAAAUAAGGGUGUUGAAGCUUCUGGCAACUUGAUUGGAAUUGAAAUCCAUCGAAAGAAACCAGGAGUCUUCUGACGCCACAAGAAGAUCGGGAAAUCGGAGUAAUUUCUUCUAAGCUUUACUGGAACUAUUUUAGAAGCGGACUGUCUACUUGGAUGAUUUUGGCGAUAACCCUUUUCACUAUAGUUGUCCAAGGUUAGACUUAGAGAGGCUUUUCCAAAUACCUCACUGUGGAUCCCUCUACUGCACAAGAUUAGCUAUAGUUGUUCACAUAAAAUUUCGACAUGGUCUCUCGUAAAAGUUUCCGCACCUCGGGCGGUUAAUUUGCCUUCAAUUUGAGUUCUCAUUUGCGAUGUGUUGUUUUCUUCUGCUUGGCUAUAACCUAAUUGCUUGAAGUUAACAACAGUAAAUCGAAAUGCGCCCGAUAUAAUUACCUUAACAUGUAGAAUGUAUUAAAGUAUGGGCUAAAAACUUAAAAUAUUCACCUUGCAAAGAAUUUUGGCAAAUAUUCCGUCAUACACUGGAGCCUUUUACAUGGUAUUCCAAGUGAGGUUGUUUGCCGUUUUGAAACUUCUUGAUGUGCCAUGCGGUAACUCUAUGUUUAAGACUGAACUGAGGGAGAACCAUAGGUGCUUCACUUCAUAGCUUAUGAAAUAUCAAUGAUAAGAAAUAGGGUUUGACAUAAAUUACGGAAACAUGCGGAGCACGCAUUUGACACUGGUACUGCACUAGCCAAAAAAAUUGGAAAACCUUAUCCUUCUCACUUUCAUGCAUCUUGUACCUAGAAGAUCUCAACAUUCACAUGCAAUAUGACCAUUAAGAAAGGCGCAAAAUUCUAAAGUGUAUCAGAUUUCAGAUGAAACGACAGCCAUGCCAUUUUCUUUUCAGGAUUAUUGGCUGCUCCUGACGUGUGGCUCUCGUUUUUGACAAAGCAACUUCCUCAAGAUCAAAAAGAUCGAUCGAGCUUAGAAGUCUACGGAUGUCUUACUGGAAUAGCACUUAUAUUUGUCUUGGCACGAACAUUUAUAUUACUCUCCUGCUUUUUGCGAUGCUCUGAGCGUCUUCAUGACAAGAUGGUCGUUGCCAUUUUGAAAGCUCCUGUUAUGUUCUUUGAUUCGAAUCCCGUGGGAACCCUUGAUGGACUGGACACGAUUCGAACCAGAGGGCGACAAAGUGAUUUUGUGGAGGAGUUUUAAAGGUGGAUUUAUUAUAAUUACCUUAAUAAGGAAGAUACAGUCCCCAGGGUGUGUCAAACAGUGUCAAACAGAGGGUACUCAAAAUUUUUUGCCACCUGAAUAUUGUUGGUUGUUUGCUUAAAAAAAAAGGCUUACAAGCAAGAGCACCCAGGUCUCUCCCCCUUGCUCAUACCACUUAUGAAAAAGGGUAGGAAUAAAGUCCACUAAAAGCUCUGAAAUUUUUUCCCUCUGCUUAUUUUGGGAGAAAUAAGUGCAAUGUCUCAGUGAUUAAUGGACGUUUUUUCGGUCCCUUAGAAGUUAAAUGGACCAAAUAACAAUACAACCUCCUCUAAUUUUUCUUUUGUAUGUGCGUUUUCCUAAAGACAUCAUGAUGUUCUUAAUCAAGCAAACAUCUUGGUAUUGGCCAGUGGGAAAUGGAUCAGUGUGCGCUUUGAGAUUCUUGUAUCACUAUUUAUUGGUGCAGUGGCUUUAGCAGCUGUUUUGGUAUCUCAAGAUGCCGGUGAGUAUAUAGUCAAUAAACAAAACAAAGCCUAAAUCAUAAAUUUAUCUUUAAAUUAGUGAACGAAACCUCAAUAAAAACCAAAGCAGUCACAUCAGCUUCUCAGAAAUAUGGUGACCAGUAAAAAGGCUUAUACGUAGUACAAGGCAUUCGAAUAGACCCGAGAGAAGUUUUAGAGCCACUUUAAACAGCAUGUUUCCACAUGCGAUCCAAACAGGCCUCCAUCAAAGCAACCGCAGCGAUCCUCAUAAAAGAAUUUGCCUUAGAUGAUUAACCCCUACACUGCCUUAUAUCACCUCCUACGACAAGGUCCAGUGAUUAGAAACUUCUUUGACCAGAAAAAGAAAGAAAACCAAUAAGUAACCUAUUUGGUAAGAUCUAAGUGUCCAAUUUUUCGUUCAAUCAGCUUUUGCUGGACUUGCCCUGGCUUACGUCGUCGAAAGAUUUGGGCCGGCUCAAAACGCCGUAAGAAAAACCGUGGAAGUCGAGAAUCUAAUGACGUCAGUUGAACGAGUUAUUACGUAUACCGAGCUUGAGUGUGAGUCUGGAUACAUAAUAGAACGACGACCCCCGGAAAACUGGCCAAGUGAAGGAAAUAUCAUACUUAAAGACAUUUCACUAGCAUAUUAUCCGGGAGGACCGCAAGUGUUGAACAAAAUCAAACUCAAUAUCGAAGGAGGAGCAAAGAUCGGUGUUACUGGCCGGAAGGAGUCUGGAAAGUCAUCUUUUGUGGCAGCUCUAAUGCGCAUGCCUGAAUCUGUGGUGAAAUAAUCAUUGAUGGCAUUCCAAUAAAGGCAAUCAACCUCCAGGAAACUCGACGAUGUAUAUCCGUUCUUGGCCAAAGUCCAGUGUUGUUCAGUGGUUCAUUGAGGAAAAAUCUCGAUCUCACUGAGCGGUUUACCGAUGCGGAUUUAUGGCGAGUUCUACAAGAUGUGCAAAUGAAAGAGUCAGUGGAAAGUCUUUACGGUCAACCUGAUCACGAACUGUUAGAAAAUGGUGCAAAUAUCAGUGUAGGAGAACGACAGUUGAUUUGUUUGGCUCGGGUGCUGUUGCAGCGAAACACGAUCAUCGUUUUGGAUGAAUCCACUGCAAAUGUAGAUCCAGAAACAGAAAAAACAAUCUUGGGCGUAGUGCGUGAAAACCUGAGAGACUCUACGGUCAUCACUAUAGCUCAUCGAUUGAACACCACUCUAGACUGUGACAAAGUUCUAUUUUUGAAACAUGGAGAG